UUCCCUGGUAACGCUCCUAGCCUCCUUUCCCCCGCCCCUCCUCCUCUUCCCGCGAGAAGAGACAGUCCCGUCCUUCCGGUAACUGUAGACGCACGAGCGGGUAGAUUUCGCUGUCGCGCUUGCUUUCGCGCAUGUGCAGUGGAGAGUGGCGCGAACCCGCCGCUUCCGGCCGAAGAACACGAUGCAAGGGGAGCCAAACCCAAGUGCUUCCCUUAUUGACAGAACCAUCAAGAUGAGAAGAGAAACAGAAGCUAGGAAGGUGGUUUUAGCCUGGGGACUCCUAAAUGUGUCUAUGGCUGGAAUGAUAUAUACUGAAAUGACUGGAAAAUUGAUUAGUUCUUAUUAUAAUGUGACAUAUUGGCCCCUCUGGUAUAUAGAGCUUGCCCUUGCAUCUCUCUUCAGUCUAAACGCCCUAUUUGACUUUUGGAGGUAUUUCAAAUACACUGUGGCACCAACAAGUCUGGUUGUUAGCCCUGGACAGCAAACACUUUUAGGGUUGAAAACAGCUGUUGUACAGACUACUCCUCCACGUGAUCUGGCAGCAGCCCAAAUCCCCCCCUCUCCACCUUCUUCAAUUCAGGGUCAGAGUGUGUUAAGUUAUAGCCCAUCUCGCUCACCCAGUACCAGCCCCAAGUUCACCACCAGCUGUAUAACUGGAUAUAGCCCUCAGCUGCAGGGUCUGUCGUCAGGUGGCAGUGGUUCUUACAGCCCCGGAGUGACCUACUCACCCAUCAGUGGUUAUAACAAGCUGGCAAGCUAUAGUCCCUCUCCUUCUUCUCCGUAUCCUACCACUGUUGGUCCAGUGGAGAGCAGUGGAUUGAGAUCUCGCUACCGUUCCUCACCUACCGUCUACAACUCCCCUACUGACAAAGAAGACUACAUGACUGACCUGCGAACCUUGGAUACUUUCCUUAGAAGUGAAGAAGAAAAACAGCAUAGAGUUAAGCUGGGAAGCCCAGAUUCUACGUCGCCGUCCACCAGUCCUACUUUCUGGAACUACAAUCGUUCUGUGGGGGAUUAUGCACAGACUUUGAAGAAGUUUCAGUAUCAGCUUGCCUGUAGGUCUCAGGCGCCAUGUGCUAACAAAGAUGAAGCCGAUCUCAGCUCUAAACAAGCUGCAGAGGAGGUUUGGGCAAGAGUAACUAUGAAUAGACAACUUCUUGAUCAUAUGGAUUCAUGGACAGCUAAGUUCAGAAAUUGGAUCAACGAGACAAUAUUAGUGCCGCUUGUGCAAGAGAUUGAGUCUGUCAGCACGCAGAUGAGGCGAAUGGGUUGUCCAGAGCUGCAAAUAGGAGAGGCUAGUAUUACUAGCUUGAAACAGGCUGCUCUGGUCAAAGCUCCACUCAUUCCAACUCUGAAUACAAUCGUGCAGUAUCUAGACCUCACUCCAAAUCAGGAAUACUUGUUUGACAGGAUCAAAGAACUUUCUCAGGGAGGCUGUAUGAGCUCGUUUCGAUGGAAUAGAGGUGGAGACUUUAAAGGUCGCAAGUGGGAUACAGACCUGCCCACGGAUUCUGCUAUCGUCAUGCAUGUAUUUUGCACCUACCUUGAUUCCAGAUUACCUCCACAUCCUAAAUAUCCUGAUGGAAAAACAUUUACUUCUCAGCACUUUGUUCAGACACCAAAUAAACCAGAUGUGACAAAUGAGAACGUUUUCUGCAUUUAUCAGAGUGCUGUCAACCCUCCCCAUUAUGAGCUCACCUACCAGCGCCAUGUCUACAAUCUUCCAAAGGGCCGAAAUAAUAUGUUUCAUACACUGUUGAUGUUCCUCUACAUUAUAAAAACCAAAGAGUCAGGAAUGCUUGGGAGAGUUAAUCUUGGCCUCUCUGGUGUGAAUAUUUUGUGGAUUUUUGGAGAGUAGUGGAUAAUUUAAUUCCAAACAUUUGGACUUCAUUUGACUGAAUCAGAAGUUGAAUCUAAGCAUCUGAGUCACUGCCUCUUCUGAAAUAAGAUACUAUGUGUAUGUUACAAACUCUUUAGAUGUAACAGAAAAUAGCUAGUGUGAAACAUAUUCUACACCAAGAAAAAUUACCUUCAAUUUUUUAUCAUUUCAGAAAAAACUACAACCCUUCAGAUUUUUGUUGACACAAAACAGUGUGGUUACCCCUUAAUUAAUUUGAGUCCUUCUUCAUUGUAACCGCCAAAUAAGAAUCAUUCACCAUAUUGUUCCCCACAAAAUUGUUUUUUCAAUUGAAUUAUUUAGUAUAAAUAAUUAAAAAGAAACAAGCAAAUUGCUCAUUUUUUUUAAUGUCUAUAUUUCCCCAGUGUUUGGCAAAUCAGCGCAAGGCCCAGAUUUAAAGAAAUGAGAUAAACUUCUAAAUUAUGUUAAUUCUUUGUAUUUUAAUAAUAUUAUUGAAAGAGAUUUGAUGUUUAAAAAGUCAGCUCUCUAUGAAGUUCGCAAAUGCUGCAUGGUCUUCUCUGUGAUGCCUUCCACUCUAGUCUUGCCUUGCCUCUCUCCUUCCCUGCCCCAGCCAGACUGGCCCUCCCAGUGGCUCCCACGCACUCCCACUGCCUGAGACAUUCCUGCCCCACUCUUGGUCUUUCUGACCCUCCUCAGCACCCUUCUAAGUUCUGUCUAAACGUUGCUUUCCCAGGGGACUAUCCCCUCCCCAUCCCCUUUCCAUUCCCACCACCGCCACCCAAGUCCCCCAGACCCUCUGACUGUUACCUCUCCUGGUACCUGUCAACUUAGCUUCUUAUCACCAAGAAGUGGUUUGAAAUCACAUGUGCACAUGUAUCUCUUUAUGUCUCUUUACACCUGAACUGUUCAAUUACAGCAGCCACCAAAGGCUAUUAAGCACUUGAAACACACCUUGUCUGAAUUGUAAUGUGCUGUGAGUGUAAAAUUACAUCAAAGACUUGAUGUGACUAAAAGACCGUAAACUAAACAGAAAAAUGAAAAGUCAACUUGGGUUAAAUUUAGCUGAUAGAAUUAAACUAUUUAGGUCUUAGUGAAGAGACUGAAGACAUCAAGAAAACAAUUGCCUUGGUUUUAAUAACUCAGUUUCACUAUUCCCUAAUAUUGAGUUCCCUUCUUUAAGAUCAUAUUCUAUCUUAUCUGUUUAAAUUUCUUAGAUGUGUUCAAAAUAUCUGGAAAGUAGGAAAUUACCAAAUUUGUAAGUUUUGCUUGACUCUCCAUCUAUUUUUUUAAAUGUAUAAGUAGUAUAUCUAAGGCUAGCUAGCAUCUGUAUAUGUUUUCUGGGUUGACAUAUUAGAGACUGCUUUACCUGGGAAACCAGUAUCUUCUCAAAAAUUCCAUGUCAGUGUUAUAUAUGCUGCUGCUUUUGUAUAAUUUGUAAAUCUUGUUCCUGUUUUUAAAAAGUCAGAUGUCCAAAAGAAAGGAGGUUUCUAUCUUAUAACUGCUUUUGAUAUGUGCUAAAUUUGUUAGGAUAAAAUACCAAUUAAGCAUGUUAAAUAUAAGAACAUUUUACAAUCUAAGUCUACCAUUUCAAAAGUUUGUGUAUCUACUUCACAAUUAUAAAAAAUAAAAGAUAAUAUGUCAUUUCUUAUAUUAAAGUUUAUGUGUCAAAAAUGCAACAUACAGUAAAUAUUUCACAUAAAGUAAUGGUACUUGUUAAAAAAGGAAAGAUUUUGUUUGCCUACUAAGGGUUGUAUGGGUUACUAUACUCUGGGUAGCUUUCAUAUAUUAAUUUGUCUUCACAGAUGUUUCAGCCAACAUAUACUUACUAUAGCUUUUAUUAAAAAUAUUUUAAUGAA
This is a messenger RNA of Capra hircus (goat), 3717 nucleotides long. RefSeq names its product transmembrane protein 209 (gene TMEM209). Bases 182 to 1861 code for a protein of 559 amino acids. Lineage: Eukaryota; Metazoa; Chordata; Mammalia; Artiodactyla; Bovidae. The record is from RefSeq and is a predicted model, not a curated record. The transcript has 15 exons. Gene Ontology annotation, cellular component: membrane.